Schizophyllum commune H4-8 is the source of this 950-nucleotide messenger RNA. Its product is annotated as pali-domain-containing protein. The transcript has 6 exons. NCBI's taxonomy places the organism in Eukaryota, Fungi, Basidiomycota, Agaricomycetes, Agaricales, Schizophyllaceae. Gene Ontology annotation, cellular component: growing cell tip; cell division site; plasma membrane. The coding region runs from base 169 to 852 and encodes 227 amino acids. The record is from RefSeq and is a predicted model, not a curated record.
UCUUGUCCACUCUGACCCCCUCUGUUACGUCCCGUACGUGUCCUGCACCUCCCUGCACGUCGUUGACCAGACAAGAAUCCUCUGCUCGACUCGCUGCUGCCUCCAUCCUCCAGCGAUCAUCCUUACACUUGAUUGACGCUCUGCACCCUUUGAUCGACGCCUCCCACGAUGUCGCGCGCCUUCUGCAUCCCGGGCAUCUUCUUCAUUUUCGCGGCACUCGUGCUCAACUUCUUGGUGUCCAUCUCUUUGCCGUACCUCACCGCCCUGGACGUCGCGCGCGCAACGGUAAACACUGGAAUCUCGGCGGGGAAUGUCGAUAGUGGCGUGCGCGAAGUUAGGUUCGGCGUAUGGUCUUCAUGCGCCUACACGGACGAUGGCACCAAAACGUGUCGUGAUGCCAAGCCCGCCUACUCUGUUGGCUUCAGCGACCCUAAGGAGCAGGAUGUGAGCGUCACCGUAGGACCGUCCUGGACCCGCGGCCUCGUCUUACACCCCAUCGCCACCGGCGUCACCUUCAUCGCCCUCCUCUUCUCCUUCUCUACGCACAUCGCCGUCUCCCUCAUCGCCUCCCUCCUCUCCUUCCUCUCCGCGGUGCUCACCCUCAUCGCCUUCGCCAUUGACAUCGCGCUCUUCGUGUACGUCAAGCACCAGAUCAAGAAGCUGCCCAAUGUUGAGGGGACGGGAAAGCCGGGGCCGGGCUUCUGGAUGACCCUCGUCGCCUUCGUCAUCCUCCUCCUCGCCGGCUGCACGGUGUGCUUCGGUCGGCGGAGGCAGCGGAUGUCGAGCGCGACAGCGUACCCGAUGACGGAGGCGCGCGCGCCGUUCUGGAAGCGCGCGUUCAGGCGGAACUAGAGGGCGCGUCAUCUAUUCGCUUUGGCGGCCAAGUGAGGAUUGCACUGAGGCGCAACUAGACAUUGGCUCUGCACUCAUGGCUUGGUGGCAGCUGCUCA